AUGGAUAACGGCGUUCUGUGCCCACCAACCAAAACCGUUGUGACUAAAGCAGAGCUGGGUCUGAAGACUAAGCUCCCGGUGGCCAAAUCGAUUCGUCACCCGAUGCUCGGUCAUGAGUCGUGGGCUGUGGCUGAAAAACUUCGAUCUCGUGAACAAGAAGCCGACAUGGGCUUUCUGGGUGGAAUCGUUGGGUCCAUGCGUCUCGGCAAAGUUGGAGGUUCGGAUUAG
Soboliphyme baturini is the source of this 228-nucleotide messenger RNA. The record is from the annotation of a GenBank genome assembly. NCBI's taxonomy places the organism in Eukaryota, Metazoa, Nematoda, Enoplea, Dioctophymatida, Soboliphymatidae.